UGUAUCUGUCAUGCAGUAACCACUCUUUACGAAGUUGUGAAGGUUAUUUUAAAAGUAGUCGUAUAUAAUAUGCGAGCUGCAGAGCCGCGUCAUUGCCGGUCACACCUCUUGCUUCUUGGCGGAUGUGAGUUGUAUACACAAUGAGGCUAUUAUAUCCGAGAUGUCUUUUGCUGUCUGAUAAUGUAAUCAGGAAAUGGAUGAUCAACAUAGUUAACAUCUGAAUAAAGGCUUACAUACACCAGAUAACCAAGACCUCAAUAAGAAAUUGUUAAUUUUUUGCCUUUAGUCAUAGUAAAUACUUUCGAUUUUCCAAUAAAAAUGUUAGUAACAAGUUGGCAAUAACUGUGAGCACACAUGUAGCGAAAAGGAAGGUCAUCAAGCAAUUCUAAGACAACAUUAAUACGAGUAAUAAGUGUUAAUUACUUUAAGUAGUUAAUAUUUCAAGUAAUAAAAACGAAUCCAAUGAAACCAAACUGAGCAAGCCAACGCGCGACGAGUUAAAACAGCGCUCGCUGUUUCGAGGAAUUUAAUUUCUUAAAUAAAAUGACUGACAAAAGUGAAAGUUUGGAAUCUGAGAGAAAAAGUGAGAAGUUAAUAGAUUUGGACCAUGUCCUGGUUAACGAGCUGGGCCAGUUUGGGCGAUUUCAGUUCAAGUACAUCUGUCUCAUUGCGUUGCCUAUCAUGAGCUCGGCUUUCUUCAGUGACUACGUCUUCAUAGCGGCUGCAGUACCGCACAGAUGUCGCAUUUCUGAAUGCGGUGAGAUAAAUAAGAGUGCCGUUUUCCGCCCAGAGUGGAUCACCAACGCAGUGUCGGUCAAAUCGGGGGAUUCUACGCUUUCCAGUUGCGAAAGAUAUGCACCUGCAGGCACUGGCUCUAAUGGCUCUUUGCUGAACUGUCCCAUAGAACUGUUCAAUCAUUCAUAUACCCAGAAAUGCGAUGCAUUUGUGUACGAAAGAGACACUUCUGUCGUAUAUGACUUUGAUCUCGGAUGUAAGGAGUGGCUCAGAACCCUUGCAGGAACCAUAAGUAGCCUAGGAACGUUAUUAGUUCUACCUUUCAUCGGUUACAUUUCUGACCAUUAUGGACGUCGCAUGGCUCUGCUCGUCAGCAUCCUCAAUACGGCUAUCGUAGGAGUGUUCAAGGCUUUUUCUGUAAACUAUACAAUGUUUUUGACUUUGCAACUACUAGAAACAACGUUAGGAGGUGGAUUGUUUAGCGCUGCCUAUAUUUUUGCUGCAGAGCUAGUUGGCCCCAAGUUCCGAGUAUUUACCUCCGCUACAUGUUCCUCGACGUUCGCCACUGGUCAGGUAGUCCUCGGUGCCGUGGCCUGGCUUGUCCAACCUUGGCGGACCUUGGUACUAUCUCUCUACAUCCCGGUCUUCCUUCUCUUAUCUUAUUACUGGGUAUUCUCGGAAAGUAUCAGAUGGCUUUUAUCAAAGAAAAGGUAUGCCGAAGCUAGAAUAGCACUGGAAAAUGUCGCGAGAGUUAACAGAACCAAAAUUAGCGAGAAAUCUAUGAAUGAAUUGAUGAAUCCUCCCACUAAACCGGAGAGAGACGAGAAUCACAGUCUGACGAAAUCAAUAUUGCAAUCCCCUGUUCUGCUCAGACGUGUAUGUACAACUCCUGUCUGGUGGAUCACAACUACGUUUGUUUACUACGGCCUGUCAAUUAACUCAACGAGCCUGUCGAAAACAGUGUAUUUAAAUUAUAUUCUUACCGUUGCAAUAGAAAUACCAGGCUUCUACACGGCCGUGCUCACAUUGGAUAGAUUCGGGAGAAAGACGACGCUUUGUACCGGAUUCUUCUUUAGCGCAGCCUGUAACUUAGCAUUCGUUUUUAUACCAGCAGAGUUGGGUGCCUUCCGCAUGGUGGUGUACUUAGCGGGUAAAUUCGGUAUCUCACUGGUGUUCACAUCUCUGUACCUCUAUACGUCAGAGCUCUACCCCACCGAGUUUAGACAUAGUCUCUUAGGGUUUUCAUCAAUGAUCGGUAGAAUUGGUUCUGUUUGUGCUCCGCUUACACCAUUACUUACUAACCUUUGGCACGGUUUGCCAAACACAAUAUUCGCCAUUUUGGGAUUGAUAUCUGGUGUUCUAGUUCUAUCGCAACCAGAGACACUUGGAACAAACCUACCAGAUACCCUGGAGGAAGCUGAAGAUAUCGGAAAGAUAAAGGCGUAAAAGAUGAAAUUUUCAAAACUAAAACAACAAAAGUACACGGUUUUCAUAUCAAAUUUAAGUUAUGUCAUGUCAUUAACCUAUUCAAUGUCUUAGAGCAUGUCUUGUAUAAAGCAAAUUAAAGUUAUAAGGACAAGGGGUAUAUCCAGAAGGUACCUAUUUAAUAUAUAAAAGCAUUGUUUUAUUUUUAUAAAUCAGAUAUAUCUGGUCUUUUUCUUUAACACUAUUUUAUAAAAAAAAGUAGGUAUAUAGC
Messenger RNA from Pieris rapae (cabbage white), 2431 nucleotides. RefSeq names its product organic cation transporter protein. Gene Ontology annotation, molecular function: transmembrane transporter activity. Gene Ontology annotation, biological process: transmembrane transport. The record is from RefSeq and is a predicted model, not a curated record. The coding region runs from base 544 to 2181 and encodes 545 amino acids. NCBI's taxonomy places the organism in Eukaryota, Metazoa, Arthropoda, Insecta, Lepidoptera, Pieridae. Gene Ontology annotation, cellular component: membrane. The transcript is spliced from 8 exons.